Messenger RNA from Daphnia pulicaria, 1967 nucleotides. RefSeq names its product ER degradation-enhancing alpha-mannosidase-like protein 2. The record is from RefSeq and is a predicted model, not a curated record. Gene Ontology annotation, biological process: mannose trimming involved in glycoprotein ERAD pathway; carbohydrate metabolic process; endoplasmic reticulum mannose trimming. Gene Ontology annotation, cellular component: membrane; endoplasmic reticulum. Bases 90 to 1871 code for a protein of 593 amino acids. The transcript is spliced from 5 exons. Gene Ontology annotation, molecular function: mannosyl-oligosaccharide 1,2-alpha-mannosidase activity; calcium ion binding. Lineage: Eukaryota; Metazoa; Arthropoda; Branchiopoda; Diplostraca; Daphniidae.
AUCAGUAGUGAGCUGUCAACACUUGAAUGGCAGAAGCCGAAAAAUGAUUUCAUGUUUACCACAAUAAUUUUCUUUGGUUGUUUAGUCAAAUGAGACACUGGCUUACAUUAUGUUUCAUCCUAGUCUGGAGGGACUCGGAUAUCGUCAGUGCACAAAGACCCAUUAUUCCAGAACAUUUUUACACACAAGAACACCUGUCGGAAUUGAGAGCCGAAGUGAAAGAGCUUUUUUAUCAUGCAUAUAAUGGUUACCUGAAUUAUGCUUAUCCGCUUGACGAGCUACAGCCCUUAACCUGCAGAGGUGUCGACACUUGGGGAAGCUACUCCUUGACAUUGAUUGAUGCUCUCUCAACGCUUGCAGUCUUAGGCAAUCACACAGAGUUCAGACGUGUUGUUAAUGUCCUGAGUAAAAAGAGCUUUGAUUCUGACAUCAAUGUAUCUGUGUUUGAAACAAAUAUUCGAAUUGUUGGAGGACUUCUUAGUGCACAUUUACUCAGCCACAAAUCUGGGAUAGAACUGGAACCAGGAUGGCCUUGUAAUGGUCCUCUUUUGAGGUUGGCAGAAGAUGCUGCCAAGAGACUCUUGCCAGCAUUCAACUCUUCCACUGGAAUGCCGUAUGGGACAGUCAAUCUAAGGUAUGGAGUCCCUCCAGAUGAAACUCCAGUAACGUGCACGGCUGGUGUUGGUACCUUCAUAGUCGAAUUCGGAGUGUUAUCGAGGUUGACGCAGAAUCCUGAAUACGAAGCGGUAGCUAUGAGAGCUUUGAAAUCCUUGUGGGAUCAUCGUUCCAGCUUAGGUUUACUUGGUAACCAUAUCAACGUCGAAACUGGCCAAUGGGUAGCCACUGAUUCUGGAAUUGGAGCUGCUAUAGACUCGUACUACGAAUACCUCGUCAAAGGUUCAGCACUUUUAGGUCGACCAGAGCUAAUGGAAAUGUUUUGGCAUCACCUCGUCGGCAUUGAACGUUACAUGCGCAAGGAUGACUGGUAUUUUUGGGUCACAAUGACAAAAGGUACAGUUUCAUUGCCAGUUUUCCAGAAUCUGGAAGCCUAUUGGCCCGGGGUUCUCAGCACAAUAGGGAAAAAUUCCGAUGCAAUGAAGUCUAUCCUCAACUAUCAUCAAGUCCUGAAGCACAUUGGCUUCGUUCCGGAGAUGUACGACGUCCAACAACGUGAAGUCCGACCCAACAGGGAAGGUUAUCCCCUCAGACCGGAAUUGAUCGAGUCCCUCAUGUUCCUCUACCAAGGAACCAGGGAUAAAAACUUGUUGGCGAUGGGAGAAGAUGUUCUUCGAGCGAUCCAACACAGCACCAGGACGCCGUGUGGCUACGCAACUGUGAAAGACACUCGAGAUCAUCGAUUAGAAGAUCGCAUGGAAUCCUUCUUUCUUGCAGAGACAACAAAAUACUUGUACCUGCUGUUUGACACGGAGAACUUUAUCCAUGGCCAAGGGAUCUCGGGCAAACCUCAUCGAGUGGCUUCCAGAUCGUGCAUGCUAGACACCGGAGCUUACAUUUUCAACACUGAAGCCCACCCUAUGGACGUUGGAGCGUUGGAUUGCUGCCAUGGACCAACUGAGCGAGAUAUUUGGCAAAAGGCUUGGUUUCCAAAACGGUCGUCUAAAAGAAACUCACCCGAAUCUAGUGAUGAUAAAUUAUCGAUAGUGUCUUCCUCUUCGAUUGAAACUUGUAAAAAACCUCACUGGCAGUCAUUUCUCUGGAUCAAAUCUCCUCCCACAUGCUCAGCAUCAUCAGCUGCUUCUAAAUCAUGGACAGGAAAACGUAGAAGAUCUUCACUUUACUCUUUGUUGACCUGCGAGGCUGCUCCGUUCAUGCAGAUGUUUUGCAUCGGUGGUGAAGUUUGCGACAUCUAAGUGUACAGUUUUUAAAAGAAAGUUAUUUUGUAAAUUUUGUCCUGGACCAAAGAUUGUUGAGAAAUAAAGCAAGUUGAUACUAUUCGAUGAAACCCA